Messenger RNA from Strongyloides ratti, 1227 nucleotides. RefSeq names its product 26S proteasome non-ATPase regulatory subunit 11. The record is from RefSeq and is a predicted model, not a curated record. Gene Ontology annotation, biological process: ubiquitin-dependent protein catabolic process. Lineage: Eukaryota; Metazoa; Nematoda; Chromadorea; Rhabditida; Strongyloididae. The transcript has 2 exons. Gene Ontology annotation, cellular component: proteasome regulatory particle, lid subcomplex. Bases 1 to 1227 code for a protein of 408 amino acids. Gene Ontology annotation, molecular function: structural molecule activity; protein binding.
AUGCUUUUAACUGAGAAUAUUCUUGAACACAUUGGAGAUGGAUCUCGUGAGGAUAUUCUUAAAUCAAAAGAAGAGUUUAAAAGAGAAGAGGAAGAGAUUCUUAUUGAAGUUGCAAAUGAGUUAGCUGAUAAAGGAAGAACAGACGAUCUUCGUCUUAUGAUAAAAAAAGUUCGUCCAUUUCUCGUGUCUCUGGGAAAAGCUAAAGCAGCUAUGAUCGUUCGUAAACUUGUUGAUAUGUGUCUUAUGAUUGAAGGACAAGAUGGCGAUAUAAAGAUUGAUCUUUGUAAAGAAUGCAUUCAAUGGGCUAAUGAACAAAAUAGGACAUUUUUGAGACAGUCUCUUCAGGCAAGACUUGUAAAAUUAUACAAUGAUCUUGGAAAAUAUGAUGAAGCUUUAAAAUUAUCUAACACAUUAGUAAAAGAAUUAAAGAAGAUGGAUGACAAAGAUUUAAUUGUAGAGGUACAACUUGAAGAAGCUAAAGCUUGUUAUUCAUUGUCAAACUUUUCCAAAUCAAGAGCUGCUCUUACUUCAGCUAGAACAACAGCAAAUGCCAUUUAUAUCGUUCCAAGGAUGCAAGCAUCCCUUGAUAUGAUGUCUGGUAUUCUCCAUGCAGCAGACGAAAAAGAUUUUAAAACAGGAUUUUCUUAUUUCUAUGAGGCUUUCGAAGGCUUUGAUUCUAUUGAUGACAAAUCUGAAGCUUUAAAAGCAUUGAAAUAUAUGCUUCUUUGCAAGGUCAUGUUAGAUUCACCAGACGAUGUUAAAUCUUUAUUAUCACAAAAGUUGGCUCUUAAAUAUUCUGGAAGAGAUCUUGAUGCUAUGAGAGCAGUUGCAAAUGCAGCUAAAAAACGCUCCUUACGCGAUUUUAACGAUGCUUUCAUGAGUUACAAGGAUGAAUUACAAACAGACUUGGUCGUAAGAAAGCACUUUAAUGUUCUUUCUGAUGCAAUGCUCGAGAAAGAUUUGUGCCGAAUAAUUGAACCUUACGAUCGCUUGGAAAUUGAAUAUAUUGCUAGAAAAAUAAAUUUACCCACAGAUAUGGUAGAAAAAAAAUUGGCACAAAUGAUUUUGGACAACAAGAUUAGUGGUAGUCUAAAUCAAGCUUGCGGAAUUUUAACUAUCCAUGGAGAGGAAAAGGUAAACUCGUCAUACCAAACAGCUAUUGAGACGAUAAAUGCACUUGGAGAAGUCGUAGACGUCUUGUAUGAACGUGCCAAGAAAAUCCGUUAA